AUCAGCGUCAUUACCAGGUUUGUUUUGAAUGCAGGGCGCAAUGCCGGAGUGAGGAAGAAGGCAUCUGACCUGCAUCUUUAACAUCCAUCCCUUUCGAGCGCUGGUGUCCAACCAGUAACCAUGAAACGACACCUGGAGGAACAAGGGGAGCCGGUAUUUCCCGGGCGGCGUAUGGAACAGGGCACGGCGGGGUACCAGCACCCGCGAAUCCUGGCCCCGGCCCCUGCCCACGCGUCUGUGUACGACCUGCCUACCGCUGGAGGGGAGAACAUGCCGGGCAGUCUACAGUAUCCUGCUGUACAGGGAUAUCAGGUUGCAUCAGUGAGCCAGUCCGGAGCUGCAACUCACCAUUCUCACCCAGCGGUGGUCCACGCCACGCCUCACCAGGCACAACAACAGGCACAUCAGCAACAGGGCCUACACCAGGCACAUGCACACACACAGGCACAUGUAGCCCUAGUGGGUCAGCAACAACAGCAACAGCAGCAGCAACACCAGCAGCAGCAGCAGCAGUUCCAGCGGCUGAAGGUAGAGGACGCGCUGUCCUACCUGGACCAGGUCAAACUGCAGUUCGGCAACCAGCCGCAAGUCUACAACGACUUCCUGGACAUCAUGAAGGAGUUCAAGUCACAGAGUAUUGACACCCCCGGUGUGAUCAACCGAGUGUCCAACCUGUUUAAGGGCCAUCCUGACCUGAUCGUGGGGUUCAACACCUUCCUGCCGCCGGGGUACAAGAUCGAGGUUCAGACGUCAGACGGACAAGUGAGCGUGAGCAGCCCGGGGGGGAACACGACACUGACGCACGCCGGCAUCCCGCGCCCGCAAACUCCCGUCAUGACUCAGCAACAACCCGUGCAGCAUUCGCCAACUCAGCAGCAGCCCCCCAGCCAGAGCCAGGCAUCGUUCCCCCCAGUACAGCAGACCAGUACAGGAGCAGCCAUGGUGCCCACACCCCAGCUCAGCUCAUCACCUAACACACAGGGCAGCCAACCUGUGGAGUUCAACCAUGCUAUCAACUAUGUCAACAAAAUCAAGAACCGGUUCCAGGGCCAGCCUGACAUCUACAAGGCCUUCCUGGAGAUACUCCACACUUACCAGAAGGAGCAGAGAAACAUCAAAGAGGGCUAUGCCACUGCCCCUACCCUAACUGAGGCUGAAGUAUACGCUCAGGUAGCUAAACUGUUCCAGAACCAGGAAGACCUGCUGGCUGAAUUUGGCCAGUUCCUUCCUGAUGCCAAUGCGGCAGCAGCUCAGUUUGUAAGUGCUGCUCAGUUUGCUGCGCAACAACGCGAGGUUCAACAGAGGGAGGCACAAGUCAGAAACGACCACGGUUCCACCGUCAAGAAACAGAGCAGCUUCAGUAAGGCCCAGAGGGGAAACCAUGUGCGACGGCCUGGCGGGCCCAUGGGCUCCGUACCACCCAAAAAGAUGAAGACAGGACUGAAAGACAUCUCCCUGGCUGAGGCAGGGAAACAUGGAACACUCACAGAGUUUGCCUUCUUUGAUAAGGUGAGGAAGGCCCUCCACAGUCAGGAUGUGUAUGAGAACUUCCUUCGGUGUCUGGUCCUGUUCAACCAGGAAGUCAUCUCCAGAGCAGAGCUGGUGCAGCUCGUAACACCUUUCCUCGGAAAAUUUCCGGAGCUCUUCAACUGGUUUAAGCAGUUCCUUGGCUACCAGGAGUCUGACCGUAUUGAAGCCCUUCCUAUGAAGAGUGAGAAGGGGUCAGAGGGCAAGCACAUGGAGAUAGAUUAUUCCUCAUGCAAGCGGCUUGGCUCGAGUUAUCGUGCUUUGCCCAAAUCCUUCACACAACCCAAAUGCAGUGGCAGAACUGUGCUCUGCAAACAGGUGUUAAACGACACGUGGGUCUCCUUCCCCUCCUGGUCUGAAGACUCGACGUUCGUGACUUCCCGCAAAACCCAGUAUGAGGAACACAUCUAUAGGUGUGAGGACGAGAGAUAUGAGUUGGAUGUUGUGUUGGAAACCAACCUGUCGACCAUCCGAGUUCUGGAGGCUGUUCAGAAGAAGUUGUCCCGGAUGUCGUCAGAGGAGGCCGCCAAGUUCCGCCUGGACUCCUGUCUGGGGGGAACAUCGGAGGUCAUCCAUCGGAAAGCCAUUCAGAGAAUAUAUGGAGACAAAGCACCGGAUAUCAUUGAGGGACUGAGGAAGAACCCAGCUGUCGCUGUGCCUUUGGUGCUGCGCAGGCUGAAAGCGAAAGAAGAGGAGUGGAGGGAAGCCAAGCGAGGGUUUGACAAGAUCUGGCGUGAACAGAAUGAGAAGUACUACCUGAAGAGCCUGGACCACCAGGGCAUCAACUUUAAACAGACUGACUCCAAGGCACUCCGUUCCAAGAGCUUCCUCAACGAGAUCGAAACCAUCUUUGACGAGAGACAGGAGGCGGCAGCGGAGGGCGCGGGUGACGUGAGCGGACCACACAUCGUGCUGACGUACCAGGACACGGGCAUCAUGGACGAUGCAGCCGGACUGGUGGUGUACCACAUGAAACGCCAGACAAGCAUCCACAAAGAGGAUAAACAGAAGAUCAAGUGGCUGUUGUACCAGUUCCUGCCGGAUUUCUUCUACCUGCCGCGAGGAAAACUCAGUGAUGAUGAGAUGGAGGACAGAGAUGACGAUGGAGAGGCAGAAGCCUGUAGGAACCUGGCUGCCCUGAAGCAGGCCAUCAUCAGUCCACCAACACUGCCUGGUCUGGGGACCAAACCUCCUCUCAGGGGACUGGACCCGGACGGCUGCUCGCUGCUGCUGGGAAACAACAACUGGUACCUGUUCCUGCGGCUGCACCACAUCCUGUGUGAGCGGCUGUUGAAGGUGUACAAACAGGCCAUGCUCAUCGCCGAGCAGGAGGGACGGGGGAACCGCCGACACGAGUCUACCGCCGUCGCCCUGCGCCUCAAGGCAUCAUCUGACAUAGACCCUGAGGAGUACUACCCUGUGUUUCUGGAGAUGGUGAGAAACUUGCUGGAUGGAAACCUGGAGCCUACACAGUACGAGGACCAACUGAGAGAAAUGUUCGGCAUCCAUGCCUACAUCACCUUCACUAUGGACAAACUCAUCCAGAAUAUUGUUAGACAGCUGCAGCACCUGGCGUCAGACGAGGUGUGUCUGCAGCUGACAGACCUGCACCUGCAGGAGGUGCGGACAGGUGGCCUGCAGCCGUCUGCGGACACCGCCAACACGGGGCAGGUGGAGCUGGCCUAUCAGCACAAAGCCGAGCAGAUCGUUGCUGACGAAAACCUCUUCAGGAUCGUCUAUAUGCCUUCAGCACACAAGCUGACCCUGGAGCUACUGGACACAGAAGGAGACCAGUCAGAUGACCCUGUGGAAGUGGAGAAGUGGUCAGACUAUGUGGAUAAGUAUGUGAAUAAUGAGACCCCGGUCGCACCAGACCUGAGACAACAGAUGUCCAAGAAACCAGUCUUCCUACCCAGAAACAUCCGUCAGACCCAGAGACAACAUGCAGAACAGGAGGGGACAGGAGAGGAUGUGGGGAAGUGGGAGAACCCACUGGGAGGGGUGGAGGUGAAAGCUAACAUGGAGUGCAAGUUCAACCUGAAUUCCUACAAGAUGGUUUACGUGGUCAACUCUGAGGACUACAUGUACCGUCGUACUGCUAUCAGACGAGCCAGAGAGUCCCACAGACAGGUGUUCAGGGUCAUGCACAAGAGAUUUUCCCACUGGUGGAACAACUGGCAGAAGGAACAUGUUAGUCCAGCUGAGGAGGCUCAGACACAGGACUGGUUGUUGGGGCGUGUGGACGGCCUGGUGCCCUGUCAGACCUCCAGCCGACCACAGGCAAUGGAGAACUGCCACUACACCAAAUAUGUGGUGGAGUACGGAACACCUGAACAGACGUGAAGCAUGGCUUAACUACAGUCUCAGCCAGCACAUCAGCAGAACGUACUGUGUCUGCACAAAAACCUGCAUGUAUUCUGAACAGCACUUUGGCAG
Branchiostoma belcheri (Belcher's lancelet) is the source of this 3963-nucleotide messenger RNA. Its product is annotated as paired amphipathic helix protein Sin3a-like. Gene Ontology annotation, cellular component: chromatin. Lineage: Eukaryota; Metazoa; Chordata; Leptocardii; Amphioxiformes; Branchiostomatidae. Gene Ontology annotation, biological process: negative regulation of transcription by RNA polymerase II. Bases 121 to 3870 code for a protein of 1249 amino acids. The transcript is spliced from 28 exons. The record is from RefSeq and is a predicted model, not a curated record. Gene Ontology annotation, molecular function: transcription corepressor activity.